CUAUCUGCAACCCAUACCCCUCGAAAGCCGAAGAAAUACUGCAGUACGGUCGGCGCCGGGCCGCCGCCAGGGCUCAACUCUCGCGAGAACUCUCUGGGCCACCCUCGCACCUUCUCGGGCUGCACGGGUGAUUGGGAGGAAGUUCCGGAGAGCCGCUGCGCGCAAACGCGACACGCCAACCUUGCGCCAGCGCGCCGCAAGUGCGCAGGCGCCGCCGCUCGCCUGGUCUUCCUCGUCCCUCUGCCUACAUCUGGCUGUCGGGUCCUAUGUCGCGCCGGGCCCUCCGGAGGCUGAGGGGGGAACAGCGCGGCCAGGAACCCCUAGGGCCCGACGCCUUGCAGUUUGUCCUCCCAGAUGACGAUGACGCGGAGGAAGAGGGACCAAAACAAGGAUCGGGUGGCCGGCGCCCCGGGGGCGCCGGGAAGGAAGGAGUCCGUGUCAACAACCGGUUCGAGCUGAUAAACAUCGAAGAUCUUGAGGAUGACCUUGUGGUAAAUGGGGAGAGGUCUGACUGUGCCCUGCCAGACUCUGUGUCAUCAGGGAACAAAGGAAGGGCUCAGCGUGGAAACCCAGAGGCGAAGCAAGAUGAGGACGAGGCCAAGGCAGGGUUCCCAGAACAGUCUAAUGCAAGUGGCAAACUCCGAAAGAAGAAAAAGAAGCAGAAAAAUAAGAAAAGCUGCACAGGAGAAUCCUCGGAAAAUGGGCUAGAAGAUAUUGAUCGUAUCUUAGAGAGGAUCGAAGACAGCAGCGGGUUCAGCCACCCGGGCCCCCCUCCACUAAACUCCAGGAAGCACGUCCUGUAUGUGGAGCACAGGCACUUGAAUCCAGAUACGGAACUGAAAAGGUAUUUUGGUGCUCGAGCGGUCCUGGGAGAACAACGGCCUCGACAAAGACAGCGUGUAUAUCCUAAGUGCACAUGGCUGACAACCCCUAAGAGCACUUGGCCGCGAUACAGCAAACCCGGUCUAUCAAUGCGGCUGCUGGAAUCCAAGAAAGGCCUUUCUUUCUUUGCAUUUGAGCAUAACGAGGAGUACCAGCAAGCACAGCACAAGUUCCUGGUGGCUGUGGAGUCCAUGGAGCCAAACAACAUUGUGGUUCUGCUCCAGACAAGUCCCUAUCAUGUCGACUCACUCCUGCAGCUCAGUGACGCCUGCCGCUUUCAGGAGGAUCAGGAAAUGGCUCGAGACCUUAUAGAGAGAGCACUGUACAGCAUGGAGUGUGCAUUCCACCCCUUGUUCAGUCUCACCAGUGGGACUUGCAGGCUGGAUUACCGCAGACCUGAGAACAGGAGCUUCUAUCUGGCCCUCUACAAGCAGAUGAGUUUCUUGGAGAAGCGAGGAUGCCCACGUACUGCGCUAGAGUACUGCAAGCUCAUCCUGAGCCUUGAGCCAGAUGAGGACCCCCUGUGCAUGCUGCUGCUUAUUGACCACCUGGCCUUACGGGCCCGGAACUAUGAGUACCUGAUCCACCUCUUCCAGGAGUGGGAGGCUCAUCGGAACCUGUCCCAGCUCCCAAACUUUGCCUUCUCAGUUCCACUGGCAUAUUUCCUUCUGAGUCAGCAAACAGACCUACCUGAGCAUGAGCUCACCUCUGCCAGGCAACAGGCUUCCCUCCUGAUACAGCAGGCGCUUACCAUGUUCCCUGGAGCUCUUAUGCCAUUGCUGGAGUGUUGCAGUGUGCGACCUGAUGCAACAGUCGCAAACCACCGCUUCUUUGGGCCAGAUGCUGAGAUAAGCCAGCCGCCCGCCCUGAGUCAGCUGGUGAGUCUGUACCUUGGGAGGUCACACUUUCUUUGGAAAGAUCCCACCACUAUGAGCUGGCUGGAGGAAAAUGUCCGUGCGGUUCUGCAGGCAGUGGAUGCUGGGGACCCUGCUGUGGAGGCCUGUGAGAAUAGGCGGAAGGUGCUGUACCAGCGUGCACCCAGAAACAUCCACCGCCAUGUGAUACUCUCUGAGAUCAAGGAGGCUGUUGCUGCCCUACCCUCGGACGUGACCACACAGUCUGUGAUGGGAUUUGAUCCUCUGCCGCCCCUGGACACCAUCUACUCGUACGUCAGACCAGAGAGGCUGAGUCCAGUCAGCCAUGGAAACACAAUUGCCCUCUUCUUCCGGUCUUUAUUGCCAAAUUACACCACAGAGGAGAGGCUGGAGGAAGGAGUGGCCGGGGGUCCGAACCGCAAUCAAGGCUUGAUCAGGCUGAUGUUGGCCUUACGUGACAUGAUGGCCAACUUCCACUUCAACGACCUGGAGGUGCCUCGGGAGGACAAUCCUGAGGGCGAGGGGGACUGGGACUGACUGUCCAGACGCUGUGCCCCAGAGCUGUGCAAUUAUGUUCCUGAUUCUUUUCUGGUUGGAUUAACCAGUUCCCUGAAGUAGAAAUGCUGACCAUGUCAUCUGCCCGUGUCUUUUGUUUUCCCUCUAAAUGUGAGUGGGUUAUGCUCUGCUGUGAGUGAGCUUUUCCUCCAGUGCCCUCAAACAUAGCCCGGGAGCAGUGAGCCCCACACCGUACACACCCUGCUGUGUGCCUCACACUUCCAGAGUUUGUAACUUAAUGCAUAGAAAAAGGGGUUAUCUCAGAGUCUUCAGUGCAAGGAUCCCCCCAUGCUCCUUGCUAGAGAUCACUGAACGUUCCACACAUGCUAUACCCAGCAUGUUUGCAGUGGUGGGGAUCAACCCAGGGCCUGGCACAUGAUCUACCAUUGAAUGAUAGUCCCAGCCUAGGGAUUUUAUUAGUAAAUUUGGAAGGCUGGAGAUGUGCCUCAGUUGGUAGCCUGCUUGUUUAGCUUGCAGAGAGUUCCGGAUUCGAUCCCCAGCACAACACAAACCAGGUGUGGUAGUGCUCAUCUGUCAUCUCAGUACUCAAGAGGUAGAGAGAGGGACAAGAGAUUUAGGAGUUUAAGAUCCUCUGCUACAUAACGAGUUCAAAGCCAGGCUUAGUUACAUGAGACCCCAUCUCAAAAGAGAGGUUUGUGGCAUGGGACACCCAGAAUUGAAAGAGAUGCCAAGAAGCAGCUUUGAGGCAGAAAACUUUCUUAGGCAGAUCAGGGAUGCUUUACAGAGGUUAAAGGGUGUUUGGUCUAGCUGGGGAUGAGUAAGGAGCCCUGACCAAGAACCCCCCCAGUCCAGUGGCAGGAACAGAGCCCCACAGCCAGGCAAGGCCAGAGGUUUGUGUCUGAUUGUACAAAGAUCCAGGCUACUGAGAUGUUAUAAGCUGUGUCAGGUUUCUCUUGGGCAGCCCUGCCCAUCUGUGCCUAUACAGAGCCUGGGGGAGGUACUACCAUGGUCUCUAGUCUGAGAAAUGACGAAUGAGGUCCAUUCUAAGUUUUGGUCCAUUGAUUUCUUCCUAGAAGUUCAGACAUUGUUUCAGACAUCACUGGAUGCAUCUGGUAUGGACUAGGUACAAAUAAAGCGUGUUUCAGGGAUGUCCCAAGGGCCGUUUAAGUGGCUCAGUGAGUAAAGGAACUUGCUGCCAAGCCUGCUAACCUGUGUUCAAUCCCCAGGAUCCAUAUGGUGGAUGGAGAGAGCUAACUCCUAUAGGUUGUCCUCUGACCUCCACGCAUACCUUGUGGCAUGUGCACGCCUAUACAAACACCAAAUUAAUGAAAAGGGGCCUCAUGGUGGUAAAAAGUACUUACUGUGCUCGGGGCUUUUGCCGAGGCCCAGGUCACUGUCCCCUCAACAGGACAUUGAGGACUGACUUGUAUCCAUCUAUAGUCAGCCUAAGUGUCACACCUACUUCUAAGUCAGUCAUUUGCAAGGGUUCUGUGUUCAACAUACGUGCCUGGUGAGAAGUUACGUGUCACAUGAAUUGGUGCUGCAUCUCUGUUUUCUCUCCAGCAUGAAUUGGCAAGGCCAUGAAGUCUGGAUACAGGUUCUACUACUUGUGCCCAUGGGUCAGCAGGGGGCUGGGGAGGGCAGGCCUGGGGGGCAUAGCCCCCAUCAGUUGCCUCACCUACUCCUGGGUUUGGUGGGAGAUCUACACCCAGUCCCAGAGAGGGGUACUGUUGAGAUGGUCCUAAUUCAGUGUCUGGAUCCCAGUUGAAGUUGGAGUGGCCUGUGGUAAGUUUCAGCUAAGGGGAGGAGGGACUGGCUAGGAAUGGGUUUGUUUUCUGGAAAUGACAAGCAAGCACAGAAAACCUGGCAUCCUGCCUCUUCCUUUCAGCAGCUGUAAGUCCAUCCAGAUGAGGACAUGGCAUCUGGAGCUGCAGCAGCUAUUCUACAACCACGAGGCAAUGAACUCCACAGUGAAGAGCCAGUGUUCUAGGAACAGUGAAGCAGAGGAUGCCCUAGGCCUUCAGGAGCUUCCCACCUCCAGGCCUGGAUCCUGAGAGGCCAUUAAAUGAUCGGCUUCAGAAUGUUGCUCAGACUUAAUUUCCAACUGAAUCCAUUUCUAAUGGUGAUAAAUAAAAACCAGUCAUUUACGUCA
This is a messenger RNA of Alexandromys fortis (reed vole), 4425 nucleotides long. It is a transcript of the gene Tcf25, whose product is annotated as transcription factor 25. The transcript is spliced from 18 exons. The record is from RefSeq and is a predicted model, not a curated record. Bases 267 to 2294 code for a protein of 675 amino acids. Gene Ontology annotation, cellular component: RQC complex. Lineage: Eukaryota; Metazoa; Chordata; Mammalia; Rodentia; Cricetidae. Gene Ontology annotation, molecular function: protein binding.